AGCUUCCCUCCCAGGCUCCUUCCUGGGAGGAAGGGGCUGCCCGUGCCACAGCAACAGGGCAAGGGAGGGAAGGAGGCUGGCAGGUGUUGCAAUCCACAGUCCCCCGGCCUGUCAGAGGCCAGGCCAUUAACGACAGGGCUGGGGAGAGAAGCCAGACGGCAGCUGUUUUCAGGAACUUGGCUAAAGAGAGCGGAGACCGGGGAGGCCAGGCGGCUGCAGGGCCGCAGGCUCCAGCAUGGGGAAACUGAAGCUCAGAAAGUAACUUGGCCAAGGUCACGGAGCUGGGAUAAACUGUCCCUUGAGUGGACACUUCUGUGGUGUGUACACAGCUCCUUGGAGAGUUCCAGCAAGAUUGAGUCCCAACGGUUCACACAGGCGACCAGCUUGACAAAGAAACUGAGGCUCACGGAGGUCAAGUAACCUGGCCAAAGCCACACUGUGGCAGAACGAGAAUUGAGCUCGGCUGUGACGCCAAAGUCCAAGACCUUAACCAUCCCCCCACCCCACCCCACCCGCCUGCAUGUGAACGCCGACCUGGCACCAUGGUGGGGCUGGGAGCCUGGAGCCUGCCCACAGCUGCUCUGAUCCUCCUGCUGCUCCCCAGAAGCCUGGAGGAGUGCGGGUACAUCAGCCUCCCAACCCGCAUUGUCCACCUGGGAGAUGCCAUCACGGCCUCCUGCAUCAUCAGCCAGAACUGCAGCCACCUGGGCCCAGAGUCGCAGAUUGUGUGGAAACUGGGGACAGAGCUUCAAUCCGGGGGGAGGCAGCAGCGCUUGCCGGAUGGGACCCAGGAAUCCACCAUCACCUUGCCCCACCUCAACGACCCACGGGCCCUUCUGUCCUGCUACCUGCGCUGGGGCCACAGCCUGCAGAUCCUGGACCAGGCUGAGCUGCAGGCAGGCUACCCUCCCGCCACGCCCCACAACCUGUCCUGCAUCAUGAACCUCACCACCGACAGCCUCACCUGCCAGUGGGAGCCAGGACGUGACCCCCACCUGUCUACCAACUUCACCCUAAAAAGCUUCAAGAGCCGGGGCCACUGCCAGGUCCGAGAGGAAGCCAUCCCGGACUGUGUGCCUGAGCACGGGCAGAGCCGCUGCUCCAUCCCCCGCAAGCAUCUGCAGCUCUACCAGAGCAUGGGCAUCUGGGUGCAGGCAGAGAAUGUGCUGGGGACCCGGGUGUCGGAGCAGCUGUGCCUCGAUCCCAUGGACGCUGUAAAACUGGAGCCCCCAACGUUGUGGGCCCUGGACCCCAGCCCUGAGCUGGCCAAACCCCAGCCGGGCUGCCUACAGUUGCGCUGGGAGUCACGGAAGGCAAGCCUGUACAUAGAACAGAAGUGCGAGCUGCGCCACCAGCCACAGCUCGGAAGAGCCAGCUGGACCCUGGUAGGACCCCUGCCCUCCAGCAGCCUCCAGCACAAGCUCUGUGGGCUCAUCCCUUCCAAAGUCUACACCCUGCAGAUGCGCUGUAUCCGCUGGCCCCUGCCUGGCCACUGGAGUGACUGGAGCCCCAGCCUGCAGCUGACCAGUUCACUACGGGCCCCCAGCGUCAGACUGGACACCUGGUGGUGGCAGAGGAAGCUGGACCCCCGGACCAUGGAUGUGCAGCUGUUCUGGAAGCCAAUGCCCCUGGAGGAAGGCAACGAGCAGAUCCAAGGGUACCUGGUCUCCUGGAGACCCUCAGGCCAGGCUGGAGCAGUCCUACCCCUCUGCAACACCACGGAGCUAAACUGCACCUUCCACUUGCCUUCCGAAGUCCAGGAGGUGGCCCUUGUAGCCUAUAACACCGCUGGGACCUCUCCUCCCACCCCUGUGGUCUUCAUGAGGAAAGGCCCGCCGCUGCGUGGACUCCGUACCACGGCCCGAGACCCCCACAGCCUCUGGGUGGGCUGGGAGCCCCCGAGCCCUCAGCCUCGGGGCUAUGUGAUUGAGUGGGGCCCGGGGCCCCCCAGCCCCAGCGGCAGCCCUAAGACCUGGAAAAUGGAGCAGAAUGGCAGCAUUGCAGGGACCCUGCUGCAGGAGAACAUCAGGCCCUUUCAGCUCUACGAGAUCACUGUGACCCCCUUGAACCAAGGCACCAUGGGACCCCCCCAGCACAUCUACGCCUACUCCCAAGAGACGGCCCCCGCCCACGCCCCAGAGCUACAUCUGAAGCACAUUGCCAAGACGUGGGCCCAGCUGGAGUGGGUGCCCCAGGCCCCUGAGCUGGGGAAAAGCCCCCUCACCCACUACACCAUCUUCUGGACCAAUGCUCAGCACCAGUCCUUCUCCACCAUCCUUAACGCUUCCUCCCAUGAGUUUGUCCUCACUGACCUGGAGCCUGCCACCCUGUACCACAUCCACCUCAUGGCUACCAGCCAGGCAGGAGCCACCAACAGUACAAGCCUCACCCUGAUGACCUUAGCUCCAGGAGAGUCCAAGCUGCACAUCAUCCUGAGCCUGUUCAGCCUCCUGCUCUUGCUGCUCUGCCUCUGUGGGGCCGUCCGGCUCUGCUGCAGACCCAGCAGGAAGAAUCCCCUCUGGCCAAGUAUCCCUGACCCAGCCCGCAGCAGCCUGGGCUCCUGGGUGCCUACCACCAUGGCAGAGGAGGUCUUCCAGCUGCCCAGCCUUUGGGACCCCAGCUUGCCACCCAUCACCAAGAUCACGGUUCUGGAGGAGGAAGAGAAGAAGCCAGGGCCCUGGGAGUCCAACGACAGCUCAGCAACCUGUAGUCUUCCCACCCUGGUCCAGGCCUAUGUGCUCCAGGGGGACCCGAGAGCACCUUCUAUGCAGCCCCAGUCGCAACCUAGCAGCAGUGAGCAAGUCCUUUAUGGACAGGUGCUAGGCAGCCCCACCAGCCCAGGACAAGGGCACUACAUCCGUUGCGACUCCACUCAGCCUCUCUUGGGGGGCCUCACCCCAAGCCCCAAGCCCUAUGAGAACCUCUGGUUCCAGAGCAGCCCACUAAGAACCCCAGAGCCUCUAGUCCCAAACCAGGAGGAUGACUGUGUCUUUGGGCCACUGAUUGACUUCCCCCUUCUGCAGGGACUCCAGGUCCAUGGGGUAGAAGGGUUGGGGGGCUUCUAGGGCUUCCUGGGAUGCCCCAGCUCUGUCUGCCUCAAGAAAUGCAAAGACACUCCUAGUUCCCCUGAGGCUCCCGGCAUGCCUCCGCCAUGCUCCCAGUGCCCAUGGGCUGGGCCUCCCUUUUUUUUUUUUUU
Messenger RNA from Artibeus jamaicensis (Jamaican fruit-eating bat), 3196 nucleotides. It is a transcript of the gene CSF3R, whose product is annotated as colony stimulating factor 3 receptor. The record is from RefSeq and is a predicted model, not a curated record. The coding region runs from base 543 to 3065 and encodes 840 amino acids. Gene Ontology annotation, biological process: cytokine-mediated signaling pathway. Lineage: Eukaryota; Metazoa; Chordata; Mammalia; Chiroptera; Phyllostomidae. Gene Ontology annotation, cellular component: external side of plasma membrane; membrane; signaling receptor complex. The transcript has 18 exons. Gene Ontology annotation, molecular function: cytokine receptor activity; granulocyte colony-stimulating factor binding.